AUGGAGAACGACAAGGGAGAGAUCGUGGACCUUUACGUCCCCCGAAAGUGCAGCGCCACCAACCGUAUCAUCAAGGCCAAGGACCACGCUUCCGUCCAGAUCUCAAUUGCCAAGGUUGACGAGACCGGCCGACAAAUCCAGGGAGAGAACCAUGUCUACGCCCUCUGCGGUUUCGUGCGAGCGAUGGGUGAGAGCGACGACGCUCUAAACAGACUAGCCCAGCGGGAUGGCCUCCUCAAGAGCGUCUGGAGCGCCGUGCGAUAA
Molecule: messenger RNA, 264 nt
Organism: Hypoxylon trugodes
Lineage: Eukaryota; Fungi; Ascomycota; Sordariomycetes; Xylariales; Hypoxylaceae
Product: ribosomal protein S21e
Exons: 2
Coding region: 1-264 (87 amino acids)
Biological process (GO): endonucleolytic cleavage to generate mature 3'-end of SSU-rRNA from (SSU-rRNA, 5.8S rRNA, LSU-rRNA); endonucleolytic cleavage in ITS1 to separate SSU-rRNA from 5.8S rRNA and LSU-rRNA from tricistronic rRNA transcript (SSU-rRNA, 5.8S rRNA, LSU-rRNA); translation
Cellular component (GO): cytosolic small ribosomal subunit; ribosome
Molecular function (GO): structural constituent of ribosome
Source: RefSeq, a predicted model, not a curated record